AUGGGGAAAGCGGUUUCGAAGCUCUCGAAAGACGACUUGAAGCUGCUUCGAGAACGCACACUUUUUGAUAAAAGAGAAUUACAACAAUGGUAUAAGGGGUUUCUACGGGACUGUCCUAGCGGACAACUCUCAGAGGAGGAGUUUGCUAAAGUAUUCAAGCAAUUCUUUCCUUUCGGAGAUCCGACUGAUUAUUGCCACUUUUUGUUCAAGCUUUUCGACACGGAUAACUCCAAGUUUAUUGACUUCAAGGAAUUCAUUGUUGCCUUGUCCCUAACGUCGCGUGGGGAUGUCAACCAAAAGCUCGAAUACAGCUUCAAACUAUACGAUCUCAAUCGAGAUGGCAAAGUCUACUACAAAGAAGCACUUGCAAUAACUACAGCUAUAUAUAAGAUGGUUGGUCCAAUGGUGACUUUGCUGGAAGACGAAAAAACCCCGGAGUUACGGACGGCAAAACUCUUUGCCAUGGCAGAUAAGGAUCCAAGUACUGACUACUUGGACUUAAACGACUUCAGGCGUAUUGUAAAGAAUGACCCAUCUUUGUUAAACUCGUUGAACGCUUACGAGGGUCUUGUAUGA
Molecule: messenger RNA, 576 nt
Organism: Candidozyma auris
Lineage: Eukaryota; Fungi; Ascomycota; Pichiomycetes; Serinales; Metschnikowiaceae
Product: frequenin
Exons: 1
Coding region: 1-576 (191 amino acids)
Cellular component (GO): intracellular membrane-bounded organelle; cytosol; membrane
Molecular function (GO): calcium ion binding
Source: RefSeq, a predicted model, not a curated record